Messenger RNA from Aureobasidium subglaciale EXF-2481, 1309 nucleotides. RefSeq lists its product as uncharacterized. The record is from RefSeq and is a predicted model, not a curated record. Lineage: Eukaryota; Fungi; Ascomycota; Dothideomycetes; Dothideales; Saccotheciaceae. The coding region runs from base 318 to 956 and encodes 212 amino acids. The transcript has 3 exons. Gene Ontology annotation, biological process: mitochondrial electron transport, ubiquinol to cytochrome c.
GAGUGAUUCGAAGUAAAGUUGACUGAGUGAUUCUUGGAGCCUUGUUUCUUCCUUCCUUCGUUAUCCUGUUCUGUGUGAGAGGCAAGUCCUGAUAUUUGCACUCCUGGCAGACGGAUGGGUGAGGAAAAGAGCAAGACAGGAAGGCAGAGAAGAGAGAGAGUGGAUGUGAAGUGAUGGGAAAUCGGACAGACUCUCAUUGGUCAAUGUAUAUAUGCACGGGCCAGUCCUGCGAGGCCCGGGAAACGUCGAAAGGUUCGACGCCUCUCUUCGACAGCACGCCAGUCAACACAUUCAGAGUCGCCUCAUUCACCGCUACCAUGGGCAUCUUCGACUACGUCUCCGACCUUUACUCGUCCAUGACCAUCCAGUCAUGCGAGGCUGAAACUCAAGACGACAUGAAGUACGCCUCGGGCGACUUCAAUUCGGCCAAGGACCAGCAGAACGGCAUGGGCACGGCUGAACAGACCCGUGGUGCCACCACCAGAGGCGGUGUCAGUCUCGACAGCCCUGCCGCCGGCACCGACGAAGAGAGCGAUUCGGAGGCCGAGGCCAACAAGCAGGACGCCAAGAAGCCCGAGGCCUCGAACGAGAAGGGUCACGUCGCCGGCGAGGGUGGCGCUGCCUCCGGUCAGGUCGGCGCUGAGAACGCUGGUCCCCACGGCGGUCCCGUCGGCAAGCAAGACGACGAUGAGGAUGAGGAGGAAGAAAAAGAGGAGGAGGACGAUGAGGAGGAAGAGGACGAGCCUGAGGACCCCAAGCCCAAGAUUGAGGAAGAGUGCGCCAAGUCAGCCGAGUGCGCUCCCUACAAGCACCACUACGACCACUGCGUCGAGCGCGUCACCAAGCAGCAGGAGGAGAACGGCAAGGCCGACGAGGACUGCGUCGAGGAAUUCUUCCACCUCGCCCACUGCGCAACCGCAUGCGCCGCCCCCAAGUUGUUCAAGCAGCUCCGAUGAACGACACGCGCGCCUCUAGGCCUCAGUCAAGCCAAUCGACUCAUUCUGUGGUGGAGCCGAUGACAUUACCUCUUGUACAAAGCAUUUUCUCUACACCACGAAUUGUACUAUUUUUCCUUUCUGUUCCUUAACUCUAGAUGGGUCGUUUACGAGCGGUCAAAAGCGUGUAGCAUAGAGUCCGUAUGCCCAAUUGCUUCCAACAGUUAUCUAGACCAGAAAUCGCUAUUGAUGCAACACCAAUGGCAUGACUGGCCAGAAUAUGUGCAUGGUGGAAAUGUCGAUGAUGAUGACCAAUGUAAUUGGCUGGGACUUGACGGAUAUGACGCAGCUCUUGCUCCAGCGAGACUCGAAGC